AGUCCUCAUUUCACCUCGUCCGGAUUCAGCAAUGUUCGCAACUCUACCGCUCAUGGACUUGUUGAGGCUGUAAAGCCUAAAACCAUUAUCGGACAGACCUUACCCUUUUCACGACUUGACCCUCUAACUAUCCUUAGAUUCACGCAAAGAUGUCCUGGUUCUCCUCGUGGCUUCCCAGUCUACCAUCUAUUAGUUCCUUCGCCGUUCCAUCCAGCAUACAACGCCGAUUCAUAUCCUUCGUCCUUAAACGCUCCCUAGGACAUCUACUCAAACCUGGACAGCUGGAUGUUGAGCAGAUAGACUCUCAGAUUGGGUCUGGAUAUGUGCAGGUCAAUGAUCUUCAGCUCGAUAACAAUGCAAUUAACAGUAUUGUAUCACAAACUGGCUUGCCGCUUGAGCUUGUAGAUAGCUCUUUAGCUUCUGUUACAGCUCGUAUUCCCUGGCCUAAUCCACUCACUUCGACCCUUGGCUUCUCUCUUUCCUCCCUUCAUGUCACAUUACGCGUCAUUCCCGUACAAGAGUCAACAAACCAUGCUGAUAUUAAUCUUUCAGAAUCUGUCGCAUCCUAUGCUGAAUCCUUCAUUCAGGAUGAACUGACGCCUCGAGAAGAGGCUAACCUGCGAAAGUCUUUUCGUUAUGAUCCUUCGGCUUCUUUACACCAUGAACCCGACGACGAAAACGUGCCAGGGGGUCUCAAUCCCUUUAGGGAUCUUUCGGAGGAGGAAGAAUUGGCCGACAUGGAUCCCGAUGGGGUCUCUCUGUUCGCCACUUUGAUUGAACGUCUUCUGGCUAAAUUCGAAUUCGACGCGACCGACACGAAAGUAACCAUUCUUCACCCUCAGUCGAGUAGGUUGUCACUUUCCAUUGCAGACAUUAACUAUCGCACGGAAGCUCCUUCAAAUGCAAAUAUCACAGAUGGUUUCGAAUGCGCCGGCGAAUCACGCACUGUAUCCAUUUCUGGUAUCACUCUAAGCGGCUGUGACCUGCGCCCUCAUUCUGCUGUUCCCUUGUCGCCAGAUCGUCUAUCCUUUGAAGGAACGCCAUCUUAUUCGCUUACUCCGCGCUCACCUUCACCUUCAUCUUCCUCGUCGUCAUCAUCUAUGGAUGAACAAGUUCAAUGGGCAAUGUCUCAAUCUCUUGCGUUCCUACCCCCCCGCCCCGGCUCUCCUGCUAGUUCUGUUGCGAGCAGUAUAUAUCAAAGCGCUAUCUCUGGGCAUGCGUCAUAUGCUGAGCAUACAGGCAGAAUAGAGGAGUCCUUGUCUUCUCCAGCUUCGGCCUCUAAACAUGACCUUGAUCACGUUAAAGAAGCCGACGAUGAGGUAUUCCUGUCCUUUGGAGUAGAUCCUAUUAUCAUCAAGCUGACUACGCCAUCCCUACGUGGUCGGACACCCUCGCAAACGGUUCUAGAGGAACUGCAUAUAUCUAUGGACAUAGGGAUUAUCAGUUGUGCUCUUCGUCCUUGGCAUGUACCGAGUGUCGUACGAUUGGUAGACGCCAUCAUGCCUAGUCGUGUUUCCCUUACCCCGAAACCCUCAAAUGCGUCUACUUCGCCAUUUAGCCUCGGAACAGACAAAAGAUUAUCCCUAAACGUCAAGGCUGUGGUUGUAUUAUUGCUUGCAUCCUCGAGUAAUGGUGCCUCGUCUUCGUUUUCCCUCGGAGGUUACUUUUCUCGUCCGCGUGUACCCCCUUCCCUAUCCGAAGGAUAUCUUCGCCUUUUUUUGGAUAACCUCUCAGCCACCGCUUCAAACGUUACGAUGAACUCAAAGGCUCCUCAACCAGAUUCGGGUUCUGGUUCUCAAACGUCCACUCUCACCUUUUCCCUCUCGCUAAACGAGAUAUCUGUAUUCGCAUCGCGUCUCUCAAGCAAUAAUAACGAGGCGGAAGUAUUGGCCUUUCCGCUCAUGAUAACCGACCCUCUAUUACCCUCUCAACAUAUUUCCGAACACAAACAUCCGGAUCCGUCUUCGGAGUUUCCUAUACUUCUCGACUUUGAUGUCAUGGACUGGACAACGGAAGCGGCAUGCAAGCAUGGAAUGAAGCCCUCUGCAUGGCGGACGAAACAGAAACAAAACAAGGCGUCCCAUUCCUCUCAUGCUCCGCCUCCAGGGACUGAUCGAGACAGUCUUAUCCCAGUGUUGACGGUGAAGGGCGAGCGGCAGUCCCUUGAGAAACCGCUGCACAAAGGCAAAUUAUUGAAGAACGACAUAAGAGCUGAAUUUUCUCCUCUUCAGUUUUUCGUUGAUUUGCGGCAUCUGUUCGGAGCAACUAAUAUAAACUCUUAUGUGGACGAGUUGAUGAGUGCUUUGAAGUCUCCUGGUGCGACUCAAUUAGAGACUGAGAUGAACGGUUCGGGUAGUGACAAUGAUGGCGAUACACCUCCAGCUACUCCGCGCGUCAACCGCUAUCAUAAUAUCCCAGCGGAGCAUGAGGAAGAGCGGAGGAGUUUGGAAAAACUUGUUUUACAGGAUCUCGAUUUAGACCUUGAUUAUCGGCAAAUACCAACGUCUAAAGAUUUCAAACACAGUGGUGCUGCUAAGCCCGUCACACGUCGCUCGCAGAAGAAAAACACAAAUGUGGUUGUGCAGUUCCCCUUCAUUCGGACAAAUAUCCGAUGCAGCUCGAACUAUAAUCAGCCCUCGCGUUCUGGCGCCGUCGUGGUUGAUAUUCAGGACCUUGCUCUCACAAAUAGGCAAAUUCCAACUUCACGAAGAACUGCUUCAUUUGAAUCUCCAUCUUCCACACGAAGACUGAAACCUGCAGGAAACGUAAUCUUAACGAGCGAGUUUCGAAGGCUGGUCAUUGCUUCGUCUUCAGCAGGAAGUCCGAAGGCUUCCGUCGUGGUGUCAUUGGGACACCUACAAAACGAAGAAGCAAGUGACCGACCCGAAUCCCAGGCAUUGUUACCUCGUUUCGUUCUUUCCCAGUUCUCACAAGCGCUCAAUUCUACUACGAUGAUAACGUUGUCCUUGCCUUCCUUGCUUGUGAGUAUGGAUAAAGAUUCUUUCGAUGCUCUACAAUAUUGGGCAGAUGACGCAUCCCAACUGGUACAAAAGUCAUCUGGAUAUUCUGACAGUGAUGGCGAUACCGAGAAGCCUACCAGCCGUGACAGUAGUCUUAUUGGUAGCCACUAUUUUGCCAAAUCGAACACGAGUAGCGAAGUCACUAGUCUUGCAUCAAAUCCUCGCGAGCUCAAAACAAUCAUCACUGUGCAAGUUUUUGUUGUUGAAACUUUUUGCAGGAUUCACCUUCCAAGGCUUGCGGAACAACCUAUGAAUAUUCGACCAUUCGACAUGAUGGCUUCCGAUAUCGAUGUCUCAAUACAGAUAAGACCAGAAGGCAGGGAUGAAACAACAGCUACUAUAAAACUUAUGAACCUGUUGAUCAAUGACCAUACUGGCCAAGGAACCAUUCACACGUUGCUCUCGCUCACAAAACCUCGAGAUCUGCGACUUCCGCCUCAACCACUUUUGAAGCUAAGAUUUACAUCGGUAAUUUUACCUGAGACAAUAGCGAAAGAGUCCAGAAUACGACUUCAUCUUUGGGGUUUUACCUACCAACUCUUCACAGACGUCAGCUGGAUAUCAGAUAUUACUCUUUUCGCCAACGCGCCUCCAGGAGCUUUUGAGACUGUCGUGCCCAGUGAACGAACGAAGAUCACACUUAGAGUUGUAGAUGGAUCAAUGAAAGUCCUAGCCCCUACCCAUUCUGGAGCAUUAGUUCUUCACAUAGGGGAUCUAGACUUUUCCACCGAUCUCAUUGGAGAAUCCCCUGAACUGGAAUUCAUGCUCAGAAUCCAAACCGCUACAUUGCUCGCCAUUGAUGAUUUGGCUGAAUUUCAUGCGAGCCCUACCUCAUCUGAAGGCUUCUUGUUCUGGAAGAAAUGCGGCUUCGUCUUACUGUCGGAAAUAAUGAACGUCGUGCUUAGUUUCAAAGCUCUCAAAAGCACAACAGCUCCCGAUACACGCGUCGUGAUACAAAACCUAGGUCUGCGGCUACAUUUAUGUGCUGAUACAAUGAGCGCAAUAAGUGUAUUCAUCAGCGAUUUGGUCACGGCCUUGAAUCCCACUUCAGAACAUCAAACUCCCAAACCCAAGAGGAAGCCUAUGGUCAUAUCUGAAGAACAGCAUAACGCAAGGGGUAUAAUGUCUUCUGUUGACAAUUUUGCAUUCAAAAAAUUACCCGAAAUUGGACCUGCCCCAGAUAUGAUUUACGACGACCUACCGAGGAAUCCUGACUAUCUUGAUGAAUCUUUCGGCGCAGCUGGAGGUUUGAGAGAGCUUCGCGAAGAAGACCUGAAUGAUUUUGAUGACGAGGAAGUCAUUCCAACCCCAUCCAGUGAUGAGGAUAUCAACGGUGUUGUUUCAAGACUUGGAGGCGAAACAAUCCGAAUACUUCGACCUGAAGGUCUUCAGCUCGUGGAAUCUCACUUCGAUAGUCUCCCACCAAUAACGGAAAAUAGCCCGACGAAUAUGGGAGACACCACUCUUCACGUGGAAGUCCACAACGCUGAUAUUAAUGUCUUUCUUUAUGAUGGCUAUGAUUGGUCGACUACUCGCAGGACCAUUGAAAACGAGGUCAAAGAAAUGCGUAAACGGCUAGCCAAGAUCAGACAACUUGUCGCCAAAGGCCAGACCCAGCAGUUCGCAGGUGAAGAAACGAGUGCACUCCUCUUCAAUUCAGUAUACAUCGGUCUCAAGGAAGACACGGACGAACUUGAUUCAAAUGCUCUAAUUGCAGCCAUAGAUGAAGAAUUAAAGGAGGAUAUAGAUACAGUGACCGAGAGCUCUUGGCAAUCACUGCCGGUUCCUUCUCAACCUAAAACUUCAGCACCUGCCACUCGGCUGAAUGGCAAGCGUUUGGCGCGCGCAAAGAGUCCUAGCAUUGAAUUUCGGAUUUCUGGAUUGGAUGCCGAUAUCGCUCAAUAUCAUCCCGACGAUCCUCUGGUUUCGCGAGUGUUUGCUACUAUGAAAGACCUCGAAAUUCUUGAUCAUAUUAAAUCUUCUACCUGGAAAAAGUUCUUAACCGCGUUGCGAUCUGACUCUCGUGGUAAUGUGCGUGAAACAGAUUCUAACAUGGUCAAGGUGGAACUUCGCACUGUCCGUCCUGUCGUUAAUGAUCCUUCAGAGGAAGCAAGGUUGAAGGCCAAAAUUCUGCCUCUCCGGCUGCAUGUCGAUCAAGAUGCUUUGGACUUUUUGAAGAAGUUCUUCAGCUUUACCGAUCCUACCAGACCAUCUACGCCUACUGAUCCUGACGGAGGGAUAUAUUUCCAACUGGCAGAGAUAUUUCCUGUCGACUUGAAGUUAGAUUAUAAGCCUCGGAGGGUGGACUAUCGUGCUUUGAAAGAAGGGAAAACCAUAGAACUCAUGAAUUUCUUCCAUUUCGACGGCGCCGAGAUGACUUUGAGGCAUAUCACUUUGUCUGGUAUUACUGGAUGGCCCCGCCUGGGUGAAUUACUCAACGACCUGUGGACACCCGACGUGAAAGCAACCCAAUUGGUCGACGUCAUUUCAGGUGUUGCACCUAUCCGCUCCGUGGUAAAUGUUGGCUCUGGCAUUGCCGACCUUGUUCUACUGCCAAUCGCGCAGUACAAAAAAGAUGGUCGGAUUGUGCGCGGAGUGCAGAAGGGCACGACUGCAUUUGUCAAAUCAACUGCCAUUGAAGCAAUCAAGCUUGGUGCCAAGUUGGCGACAGGUACUCAAGUCAUUCUUGAACAAGCUGAAGGAGUAUUGGGUCCACAAUUCAAGUAUCCCAUAACGACCGAAACACUUCGGUCUCCUAACUUCGGAGAUGACCUUUUGGAUAUUGGGUUUGGGGGUAGUAGUGAUGAAGAAGAGAAUGCUCUUGAUCUUAUUAGUAAGUAUGCUGACCAACCAACAAAUGUCAAAGAGGGAGUGCAAUCAGCAUACAAGAGUCUGCAGAGAAAUCUCAAUUCUGCAGCCCAAACCAUCCUAGCAGUUCCUAUGGAAGUUUACGAACGAUCUGGAAACGAAGGCCCAGUUCGUUCAGUUAUUCGAGCUGUCCCUAUUGCGGUUCUCAAACCCAUGAUCGGGGCUAGUGAAGCUGUGAGCAAAACCCUGCUCGGUCUUCAUAAUACGCUGGAUCCCAAUCUCCGGCACGAGAAUGAUGCAAAAUACAAACAUCGCUAACAUCGGUCCCUUUGCGUUUUAAAGAUUUUUUCGAGUAAUCUAACA
Lentinula edodes (shiitake mushroom) is the source of this 6191-nucleotide messenger RNA. RefSeq lists its product as uncharacterized. Gene Ontology annotation, cellular component: extrinsic component of membrane; phagophore assembly site. Bases 150 to 6146 code for a protein of 1998 amino acids. The transcript is spliced from 16 exons. Gene Ontology annotation, biological process: autophagy of mitochondrion; reticulophagy; piecemeal microautophagy of the nucleus. The record is from RefSeq and is a predicted model, not a curated record. Gene Ontology annotation, molecular function: phosphatidylinositol-3-phosphate binding. NCBI's taxonomy places the organism in Eukaryota, Fungi, Basidiomycota, Agaricomycetes, Agaricales, Omphalotaceae.